CCGGUCUGAGCGUAGCGGACCGUAAAUUUUCAGCUAAAGCGUCCUGUUAUGUUAUAGUUUAGCGUAUACACAGUCCGCUCUGCUCAGAGCGGUGCCAGCAAGAAAGCUACAGUGCGCGUGUACUAGUGACGGGACAGCGUAAGGCGUGGAAGAGGGUGGCGGUGCACCCAUCUGGCGCCUCAGUCGAUUUGCAGCGAAGCUGAGUUCGCAUCACUUGCACCUCUGGGAGACGCGCUUAUCAGAAAGGCGAAACCAACGCACCUGUCUGCAGUGCCUGAGUGCCGUGAAACCCGAUUCAGCAUGCUGGACGCUCUGAGCUCCCUCGUGGCCGUCGCCAGCACGGGCCUCCAGCAGCUGGGCAACGCGGCGGCGUCCAUGGUGACCGCCUCUUCCGACUUGGCGCCGGCCGCAAGUGACGGCGCCGGCGAUGGCAAGCCCAAGCUGCCUUGGUACACGCUGCAGGAUGUGUACCAGCAUUGCCACCAAAAUGAUCUCUGGAUCGUGAUUCACAACAGGGUGUACGACGUCACGAACUUCCUGGACAAGCAUCCAGGUGGCCAGGAGAUCCUGUGGGAGCAUGCAGGCAGGGACGCCACCUUCGCAUUCAUGGGCACCGGCCACACCCGAGAAGCGGUCAGCAUGCUGCAGCAGUACUGCAUCGGCAUCCUAGCCGAGGAGGAACAGCUGAAUAUAUUCAACGACAUGUCCUUUCAAAUGGCCGUGACGGCACAGUCAUAAGCGGCGCAGCGGCGACUAGCAAAAUGCACGUUGGCCCGGCCUCAACUUCAUGGACAUGUGUGGUCUCCAUCAUCAUCGUUUACUUCCCACCAUCGUGCUUGUGUGUGUGCUGCGGCGUAUAUUUAUUGUCGUAUUCGUUAUAAAUAAAGCGCUUGCAGUGUG
Messenger RNA from Dermacentor albipictus, 900 nucleotides. RefSeq names its product cytochrome b5-like. NCBI's taxonomy places the organism in Eukaryota, Metazoa, Arthropoda, Arachnida, Ixodida, Ixodidae. The record is from RefSeq and is a predicted model, not a curated record. Gene Ontology annotation, cellular component: membrane; intracellular membrane-bounded organelle. Gene Ontology annotation, molecular function: heme binding.